Molecule: messenger RNA, 446 nt
Organism: Sorghum bicolor (sorghum)
Lineage: Eukaryota; Viridiplantae; Streptophyta; Magnoliopsida; Poales; Poaceae
Product: mitochondrial inner membrane protease subunit 2-like
Exons: 3
Biological process (GO): mitochondrial respiratory chain complex assembly
Cellular component (GO): membrane; mitochondrial inner membrane peptidase complex
Molecular function (GO): serine-type endopeptidase activity
Source: RefSeq, a predicted model, not a curated record
CUGAGCCUCCCCACUAUCCAAGCCCACGGCGACGUCGGCCUGCUGGACCGCCGCUGCCUCGCCGGCCACGACUUCUCCCGCGGCGACGUCGUCGUUUUCAGGUCGCCGACGUACCAUCGAAGAAGGUCGGUCCAGAGGCUGAUUGCGCUGCCGGGCGAUUGGAUCCAGAUCCCGGAGAAGCGGGAGAUCCGGCAGGUCCCCGACGGCCACUGCUGGGUUGAAGGGGACAAUGCCGGCCACAGCUGGGACUCGAGACACUAUGGUCCUGUUCCUCUGGGUCUGAUGGAAGGGAGGAUCACACACAUAAUCUGGCCACCUGAUAGAAUACAACGAGUUGACAGAAUGGUGCCAGAAGGCAGGAUUAUGCCUCAACAUCGACAUGUUUUCUGAUCCGCUACUUUAGGCUUCUCAUCUACUCUCCCCGUCUCAAAUUAUAAGUCAUUCCA